This is a messenger RNA of Eucalyptus grandis, 1189 nucleotides long. RefSeq names its product protein MIS12 homolog. NCBI's taxonomy places the organism in Eukaryota, Viridiplantae, Streptophyta, Magnoliopsida, Myrtales, Myrtaceae. Gene Ontology annotation, cellular component: chromosome, centromeric region; nucleus. The record is from RefSeq and is a predicted model, not a curated record. The transcript has 7 exons. Bases 91 to 822 code for a protein of 243 amino acids. Gene Ontology annotation, biological process: kinetochore assembly; protein localization to kinetochore; mitotic sister chromatid segregation.
UCAACCUUCUUGGCGGGAAAAUCCUUCGAAAUCCUGCUCUCUCUCUCUCUCUCUCUAGUUUUGGGUUCAGAUUCUAGGGUUUCGUGCGAAAUGGAAGGAAGCGAGAGCGAGGCGGUGUUCGAAUCGCUGGACCUGAAGCCCCGGCUGUUCGUCAACGAAGUCCUCAACAGCGUCGACGAUUUGCUCGACGAAGCUCUCCUCUUCUAUCAUCAACAAGCGUCGGAUCUUUUGAGAACCGAGGGCUCGGACCGGGCUGAAGAUCUCGGCAAGGGUGUUGCCUAUUUACAUAAUAUGAUUCAAUCAGUUCUGGAUAAGCAUCUUGGUAUGUGGGAGAAGUAUUGUCUUCGCCACUGUUUCAGUGUUCCCGAAGGAUUUUCUUUACCCAAAGAUAAUACCUCUGCUGGUGAUAUUCCUUCAUCUCAUGAUCCAAUUGUUGAUCUCGAGCUUCAAGAGCAGUUGGACUCAUUGAGAAACAGACUAGUUUCGGUUAUAAAGGAGUCUGCUGAGCUGAAUCAAGAACUACAAGUACUCGAAAGGCAGACUGUCUCAACUGAUCAGUUUUCUAAGGUUGUUACUGAAGCACUGGAAUCCACUAGUCAAAGCUCUCUGCACGACACAUUUCAAGAGAUGAUGAGAACUGCAGACGAGCUGCGGUGUAAAAUAGCAAAGUUCAAGACUGGAAGGAUGGAAGAGACAGAGAACUCUAAGAAAAUGAGAUUAGACCAUCAAAAGUACAAUUUCUCUACUAAUUGUAGUACAGGCCUCUGCAGUGCAAAGCUGGAACAUCUUCAACACUUUCUGACCGAUUUGAAGAAAAUGUGAAUUUUGAUGAUCUUUGCAGUUGAUAAGUUCUUAUGAUUGCAGAAUAUCCAACAGGGUUUUGUGUAUAAACGAGGUUGCUUGACUCUUGACGAUAAAUUGCCAUAGCAAGUAGGCCGCUUUGGAUUGAUAGGUUAUCUCGUGCGGAAACCAGCAGGAUGUGUCCUGGGAUGAUGUUCGUGUAUUAUCUAGCCGAACAGCUAGGGGCGGCCCAGGCACAGGUUGGCCCGACCCGCUAUGGGCCGGAUCAAUGUUGAAGGAAGAAACAGAUAUGAUCAUUUUGUUAUUAGGGCUGAUUUGGAAUGAAUACGAUGCUUGUUUUUGGCGAGGAGGAAGAAUUAAUGCAUGCCGGAUCUAGAGUUGAUUUGGA